AUGUCCUCCCCGGAGGCUAAAACCUUGAAAGGCCAGGUCGCCGCGAAACUGCAGGCCGCAGGCAGAAAAGUCAAGGCGCUGGUCAAGCGCGAAAGGACACCUACGGGCACGGCGGAGAAGCUUCGCCAAGACUCUGAGGCAUCUUUGAGCGACGAAUCUGAGGAAUCCUCGAGCGAGGCCGAGGACCUGAAGACCGAUUUCCCCGCUCCGGCGGACGCCAAAUUUCCCUUCGAGGCUCCGAUAGACUGCAAUGGGCGUCGUCUUAGCCGCUUCCAGGAGGCCAUCGUCAAUGCAUAG
Molecule: messenger RNA, 297 nt
Organism: Coniosporium apollinis CBS 100218
Lineage: Eukaryota; Fungi; Ascomycota; Dothideomycetes
Exons: 1
Coding region: 1-297 (98 amino acids)
Source: RefSeq, a predicted model, not a curated record